AAUAUCAUUAUUGAUCUGAUUUCCUGUUUGGACUGCUAAGAGCAGUUGUACAAGCUGGCCAGAGUCUUUUCUUCUCCUCAAAAUUCUAACAUUAUCAACCUACUUCAAAUCUAUGAUAAGAAAAUCUAGUAAACACUAAACACGAGAUCUUACAAUGGAAUUGUGUUGUAAUUUUAUGUUAGAUGCAUGAUUAGUGUACAAUCAUAAGUGUAUAGACCAUGCAUUAGUGCACUACUGUAUAUAACUAUAUAUAUACAGAUUGGUGGAUUCUCUUACGCAAGAAACUAAUAUACAGCUACGUUUGAGAUAAAAGAUGGGCACAUUUUGGGCAACUUGGGUAUGUUAUGCAGUUGCAGGAUGUGUGUUAGCUACUUAUGCAGCUGCAGAGACAAAACCUUAUAGUUAUGUAUCUCCACCGCCACCACCAUCUCUAUCUGCACCCUUGCCUUCUACUCCGCCACCUUUUAGCUAUGUUUCACCACCAAAUUUACCAUCAUUCUCACCCCCUCAACCACCAAUACUAUCACCUCCCGCUCCUCCUCAACCGUCAUCUCCCCUGCUAUCACCACCACCUUCACCUCCUCUAUAUUUACCCCCUUUGCCGCGACCUCCUCAAGUACCACCAUUACUAUUACCUCCCACUCCUCCUAAACUGUCGCCUCCCUUACUGUUACCACCUUCACCUCCUUUAUAUUUAACCCCUUUGCCAUCACCCUUUUCAGUACCACCAUUAUUAUCACCUCCCGCUCCUCGACGGUCAUUUUCCCCGCUAUCACCACCACCUUCACCUCCUCCAUAUUUACCCCCUUUGUUGCGACCUCCUCCAAUACCACCAUUACUAUUACCUCCCACUCCUCCUAAACUGUCGCCUCCCUUACUGUCACCACCUUCACCUCCUUUAUAUUUAACCCCUUUGCCAUCACCCUUUUUAGUACCACCAUUAUUAUCACCUCCCGCUCCUCAACGGUCAAUUUCCCCGCUAUCACCACCACCUUCACCUCCUCUAUAUUUACCCCCUUUGCUGCGACCUCCUCCAAUACCACCAUUACUAUCACCUCCUCCUAAACUGUCGCCUCCCUCACCACCUUCACCUCCUCUAUAUAUACCCAUUUUGCCGCCACCUAUUCCAGUACCCCCAUUAUUAUCACCUUUCACUCCUCCUAAAAUAUCGCCUCCCUCACCACCUUCGCCUCCUCUAUAUUCACCCCCUUUACCAUCACCUUUUUCAGUACCACCAUUACUAUCACCUCCCGCUCCUCCUAAAUCGUCAUCUCCCCUACUAUCACCACCACCUUCACCUCCUAUAUAUUUACCCCCUUUGCCGUCAUCUCCUCCUCAACGGUCACCUCCACCCAUAUCACCACCAACAUCACCUUCACCUCCUUUAUAUUUAUACCCUUUGCCAUCACCUCUUUCAAUACCACCAUUACUAUCACCCCCUACUCCUCAAUUGUCGCCUCCUUCACUAUCACCACCAGCUCCACCUUCACCUCCUCUAUAUUUAUCCCCUUUACCAUCACCUUUUUCAGUACCACCAUCAUCAUCACCUUCUGUUCCUCCUCGACAAUCACCUCCCCCUCUAUAUUUACCCCCUCUGGGGUCACCUCUUAAACCAACGCCACCAAUAAGCAGUCCUCCGCCUUAUGGAACACUACCACCAAAGACUAAGACUCCUUAUUCAUAUGUAUCACCACCUCCACCUUCCUCACCUCAUGUUCAUAAAUCUCCACCUUCAGUUUCUCCAUCACCUACUCCUUCGCCACAACCUUUUCCAUCAAUCUCUCCCAUGACACCUCCUCCAUCUCCUUACACCUCUAAUUCCCCACCUUCAAUUUCUCCAUCGCCAUCAAACAAUGCAUGCCUUACACCACCACCAUCACCUUCUACUCCAACUAGUGACCCUCCUCCAAAUUCUCCAUCAAUUUCCCCUACUAAAGCACCUCCUACACAACCGUCUCCAUCCCCUUACGCCUACAUAUCCCCACCACCUCCUUCACCAUUACCUCCAUCACCUUUGUCACCACCCCACCAUCACUCUCACCACCGCCAUCACCGCCACCACCAUCGCCACCACCAUCGCCACCAUCACCAUCAUGCACUAUGUCGUUCAUCUCCGCCACCUCCUGUCUUUUCUCCUCCACCAGCUUACGCGUAUUUAUCACCACCACCGCCACCAUCUUCUCCUUUUCCAUAUCUUUAGACCAUGUUCUAGCUAGUUGUCUACGAUGAGUGCUACCAUCUUAUUUGUAGCGAAUGUGCUUUAUUUCAGUUGAAUAUAUGCUCAACCUUGUGAAAGUUUCGCAUUCUUACUUAAUUCUCAUUCUUGCAUUAUUUAACAAAAAAUUUCAUAAUCCUUGGACUGAUUUUAAUAAAUUCACUUGCACCCACAAUAUAUAGUUAUAGACUUAUAGUUUAAGUCUCCAUUGUUAAUAAAAUUUCCAUUCAAAAGAAACUAAGUCACUGGAUAAAAAAUUCAUGCAUUAGGCACUUGAUAAAUAUUAAGAUAUUUUAACUAGUGGCAUACAUGAAGACUUUCAUGUAAUAGGUUCUUCCGCAACUGCUUUACUUGUCCUGUGAAUCUUCAUUUUAACCGGGGAGCCCAAUUACAAUAUCAAUAAAAUUGACUAAUCUGUACUGUUAGAAUUGCUUUUGGAUUCGAAAUAUCUGGAAUUCGAUUUCAUGAAUACGAUUGAUCAUCAGAAUUGACGACAAGAAUGUAUACCAACCAAUAUUUAAGAGUAAUUAUGAUCGGGGACAGCUCUCAACGGCCACCAUCUCUUUUAUUCAAAAACAAAGUGGCCGGUGGUCACUUCUCAAACCAACGUCCAUAAUGCCCGUGAACAGGCCCCAUUAACAAAACGUCACAAUCUGCAAUUCCAGUGCAAUGCUUCUACAAACUUUGCCUCCAUAAAUAUCAUCAAUUCUACCCAUCCUUAAAUCUCAUAGCCAAACACAACUCUUGUGUUAUCUGCUCUCUUUUUUAGUCUCUGCAAAUAAUCUACAUAAUUAUUACCGAGGGAUGGAGAUGACCAGGACUUUGCUCUUCUUCUUUGUUGCGGUGGCUUAUCUUUCCCUCACAGCAGCUCAAGAUAUGGAUUUUGCUCCGGCGCCAACACCGGUAUCAAUGCAGUCUGCAGCCACCUUCCCUGUCUGCAGUGCUACUUUGGCUCUUGUUUCGUUGUUUGUUACACUUCUGUGGCAGUAGAAGAGAUGAUCCGUAUCAAGACACAGCAUAUCGUUGUGUAAUCUAUGCAUCUACUCUACUAGCUAGUAAUGUGUUCGAUUGAUUCGAUGUCCUACUAAUAUCUGAAUCGGAUUUUCUAGGCUGUACAAAAAUCUUCUACCUAGAUAAAAAGUAGUUGUCAGUGUGUACCGAUCUAGAAAUACAACAGGUGUUGUAAUAUAACAUAUGUCACUCAAUUGCUGAAAUAUCUGUUAAUCUGUUGGAUUUCGUGGAUGAUGAUUUCUUUGUACGAAUUUAAGAAAUGAUAGAGUAAUUGAAUCAAGGCACUGUAGGUAUCAGUUUAGACGAUUUAUAGAGCAAAAUUAAAAUUAUUGUGUUUGAAUUUCGACUUAA
Messenger RNA from Daucus carota subsp. sativus, 3577 nucleotides. RefSeq names its product proline-rich extensin-like protein EPR1. NCBI's taxonomy places the organism in Eukaryota, Viridiplantae, Streptophyta, Magnoliopsida, Apiales, Apiaceae. The transcript has a single exon. The coding region runs from base 314 to 2200 and encodes 628 amino acids. The record is from RefSeq and is a predicted model, not a curated record.